AUGGCAAAAUACUGUCUUAAAAAAGCUAGCAAGCGGGUGAGCUGUGCCAAGCGCUACAAGAUCGAGAAGAAGGUUCGUGAUCACAACAGAAAAGUGAAGAAAGAGGCAAAGAAAAAUGGAACACUCAACAAAAAGGAAAAGACGAUUAGUGUGCCAAACUCUUGCCCAUUUAAAGAAGAGAUUCUGAUUCAAGCAGAGCAAGAACGCGAGAAGAUCAAGGCUCGCCAGGAGGCCGCCAAAGAAGCUGCUAAACUUCACCGUGUUGAGAAACGAAAGUUGAAUCUUCCUGCAAACUUUGAGAGUAUGGUGUCAAAAGCAUCAAAGCAAGGAGCAGAAUUCGAAAAGAAAGCAGCUAACGCAGCAGAUCAAGAGAAAUUCAACACUCUUGACGACAAAACAAUCAAGGCCUACGCAAGUGAAGUCAGAAAAACUAUUGAAAUCGCUGAUGUCAUCAUUCAAGUUCUUGACGCCAGAGAUCCACUUGGAAGCCGUAGUAAAUCUGUUGAGGAGCAAGUUUUGAAGGGUGGAAAGAGAUUAAUUCUUCUCCUGAAUAAAAUCGAUUUGGUUCCACGUGAAAAUGUGCAGAAAUGGUUGGACUACCUUCGCGGACAGUUCCCAACUAUCGCUUUCAAGGCUUCGACUCAAGAGCAAAAGUCUAACAUCGGACGUUUUAACAGUGCAAUUCUCAACAAUACUGAAACUUCAAAAUGCGUUGGAGCUGAUAUUGUUAUGAAGAUUCUUGGAAAUUACUGCAGAAAUAAGGACAUCAAAACGAGCAUUCGCGUCGGUGUUGUCGGAUUUCCAAAUGUAGGAAAAAGCAGUGUUAUCAACAGUUUGAAGAGAAGAAAGGCUUGCAAUGUUGGAAACCUUCCAGGAAUCACGAAAGAACUUCAAGAAGUUGAGUUGGACAAAAACAUUCGUCUUAUCGAUUCACCAGGAGUUAUUCUUCUUAGUCAGAAAGAAUUGGAUCCAAUCGAGGUCGCACUGAAGAACGCCAUCCGUGUUGAUAAUCUUUUGGAUCCAAUUGCUCCAGUUCAUGCUAUUCUUCGUCGUUGCAGCAAAGAAACUAUCAUGAUGCACUAUUGUCUUGCCGAUUACAACUCUGUCGAUCAGUUCCUUGCACAAUUGGCCCGCCGGAUUGGUAAACUUCGUCGUGGAGCUCGUCCUGAUUUGAACGCUGCUGCUAAAAGAGUAUUGAACGAUUGGAAUACUGGAAAACUCCGAUACUACACACAUCCACCGGAGGCCGGAUCUGCUAAAGACGACACCAGUGUUCCAGCUGAAGUUGUCACACAGUUCAGCAAAGAAUUCGAUAUCGAUGCUAUUGCUGAUGAUCAGAAUCAAAUCAUUGAAGGACUCCCGAUGGAAAGUGAUACUAUUGCACCACAUAACUCCGACGAAGAUGAGGAAGAAGACGAGGAGAUGGAGACUGGGGCUGAUGAGAAGAAGCAGACAGUAACAAGUGGAAGAAAAGUGAAGGGACCAACCAAGGAUGACGACAAGCCAGUUCUGCCAGAAAGUCUUGCUCUUGACGGAAACGUACAAUUGAAUAAGCUGAUCAAAAACGCCAUCAAGAAGCAAAAGAAGAAGUCAAAGAAGACUUCAAACAGAGCCGAAAAACUAUCGGAUUCUAUUGGAAACAUGCUCGGAGAGUCUAUGGAAAUGUAA
Caenorhabditis remanei is the source of this 1668-nucleotide messenger RNA. RefSeq lists its product as uncharacterized. Gene Ontology annotation, molecular function: GTP binding; GTPase activity. The record is from RefSeq and is a predicted model, not a curated record. Gene Ontology annotation, cellular component: nucleolus. The transcript has 5 exons. NCBI's taxonomy places the organism in Eukaryota, Metazoa, Nematoda, Chromadorea, Rhabditida, Rhabditidae. Bases 1 to 1668 code for a protein of 555 amino acids.